Oikopleura dioica is the source of this 639-nucleotide messenger RNA. The record is from the annotation of a GenBank genome assembly. Lineage: Eukaryota; Metazoa; Chordata; Appendicularia; Copelata; Oikopleuridae.
AUGCGAUGCCUCUUUAAUCCAAGUUUUGUUCAGAUCGACUUAUGGAUGACUAACAGUAGGCCGAAUCCUAUCCUCAAGGUCAUUCUUCUCGGCGAUUCAGGUGUUGGAAAGAGCUCGCUUAUCAACCGCUACGUCAAUGAAAAGUUUUCCGAGAAUAACAUGCAGACGAUCGGGGUCGAUUUAUUCACGAAAGUUGCGGAUGUAGAAGGCUCAAAAGUCACGCUGCAAAUAUGGGACACUGGCGGGCAAGAACGAUUCAGAGCGCUGAGAACGCCGUUUUACAGGGGUGCUGACUGCGCCGUUUUAGUUUAUUCAAAGGAUUCCCAGCAGAGCGUCGACAACCUGAGCCAUUGGCGCAGCGAGUUUGAAAAGCAUGCCGGAAGCGCGCCAAUACUAGUGGCGAUGAACAAGUCCGAAAUCGAAGGUGCUGCGCCAGAGGGAGGCUUUCAAAUUGCGGAAGACGAAGGAAUACAACACUUUAAAGUUUCGGCAAAAACGUCGGAAGGAGUCAAUCACCUUUUCGAAGCCGCUGCGCGAAUCGGCGUGCCAACUGCAGUAGAAAGACUCGAAGAAAGUUUGCAACAGUCGAACAUCGUGAGCAUACGAGCACAGCCUCAAUCCCGAAAGUCCUGCUGUUAG